GCUGUGCUUGGGAACUUGAACCAGUAGCAACUACUUGCCUGGCCGUGGAAUUCCCUAAAGCUCUUUUCUCUAUUUAAUACUCCUAAUGCUUUCAUUGGUUUACAGUAUCUGAGUUUGUAUAAUCUGAUUCUUUUUGCAGGACCACCACCGUUUCCAUUCGUUGCCACUCCCACCAUCUAUCUAUCCAUCUCUGUAGGUGUUUUGAAGAGCUCUAAAAUCCCUCAACCAGCCCAAAACGAUGAAGAUCUUCAAUUGGAUGCAAAGUAAGCUUAGUGGGAGACAGGGGAGCAAUAAACCAAGUGGGCUUUCAGUUAAUCAUCAAAUUGGUCGGCAAGAAGCUCGAAAGGAAGAAUUCAGCGACUGGCCACAUGGGUUGCUGGCAAUUGGGACAUUUGGAAAUAACAAUCUAAAAGAAGAAUCAUCACAAAGUACUGAUAAUUAUGCUCAAGAUCAUGAUGAGGAGGAUCCAUCUUCCUCACUUGAACUACUGGAAGAACAUUUCACUCCUGAAGAAGUUGGGAAAUUACAGAAAGAGUUAACUAAGCUAUUAUCACGUAAACCAGCUGUGUCCAAUAAUAAUGAAUCUGAAUCAACAACAGGAGAAAGUAGUAGUAAUAAUCUCCUCCCAUUAGACAAAUUCCUAAACUGCCCAUCCAGCUUGGAGGUUGAUAGAACAUAUUGCACUCAGUUCUGUGAUGAUUUAGAUGAUGAUGGUGAUAAAGAUAAUCACCAUUAUAAUCUUCCACCUACUACCUCCACUGUGAUCUUGAGUAAAGGCAAAGAUGUCUGCUUUGAUAGUAAAGAUCACCAUUACAAUGCAAACAACGCAAUCAAGAAAAGAUCUGUAACUUUUCUUCUUAAGAAGAUGUUUGCUUGUACAAGUGGCUUUGCACCAGCUCCCAGUUUAAGAGAUCCACUUCCAGAAUCAAGAAUGGAGAAGCUUUUGAGGGCAAUCCUUCAUAAGAAGAUAUACCAACAAAGUUCCACUCCAGCUGCAUCCAUGAAGAAAUACCUGGAGAACAGAUAUAAGGCGGCAAAGGACCGGAAGGAAGACAAUGAUGACUUGCCCGAGAAACCAAAAGAUGGCAGUAAAUGGGUCAAUACGGAUUCUGAAUAUAUUGUUCUGGAGAUAUAA
Molecule: messenger RNA, 1135 nt
Organism: Macadamia integrifolia
Lineage: Eukaryota; Viridiplantae; Streptophyta; Magnoliopsida; Proteales; Proteaceae
Product: protein DEEPER ROOTING 1-like
Exons: 5
Coding region: 239-1135 (298 amino acids)
Biological process (GO): regulation of growth; gravitropism
Source: RefSeq, a predicted model, not a curated record